AUGAGUGCGGAAGAGAAAGUAAAGUGCAUGGGAUGCCAUUGCACCGGAGUUCUGAGGCAGCAUAAUGGUAACACUAUUCUUUUCCCAAAGAGAGGAAAAAUUCUUUACCAAUUUGAUGCAGUUGGCAAAUACGACCUCAAACCACAUGGUUUUGAAACGCUGAGGCAAAGGUACACAUAUCUUGUGCUUGGUUUUAUCUUUUGGCAGUCGAUUAUUCUCGCGACUAAUUUCGCUGGACUCGAAAAACUCGGACCAAAGUACACUUUCAAAACCCUCAGUUGUGGUAGAAACUACAAGCAGUGCAUGAUGGAGUUUUCUUAUAACGAGUGCUACCCUAGAUCCAAAUUCUAA
Molecule: messenger RNA, 351 nt
Organism: Oikopleura dioica
Lineage: Eukaryota; Metazoa; Chordata; Appendicularia; Copelata; Oikopleuridae
Source: the annotation of a GenBank genome assembly